Molecule: messenger RNA, 1326 nt
Organism: Microbotryum saponariae
Lineage: Eukaryota; Fungi; Basidiomycota; Microbotryomycetes; Microbotryales; Microbotryaceae
Source: the annotation of a GenBank genome assembly
AUGCCUGCUGCAUGCAACAUAGCUACGAAUUCGAGUAAGUAACUUCAUAAACUGUGCUCUUUGGUGUGGGAUUGUUCAGGAGCUAAUGGAGAACUACCAAGCAGCAAUUCCCUUCAACACAUCCUCUCUGAAUGUCAACCCUCGAGUUGUUUCUUCACCGUCAGCUGGUGAUACGGCAUGCGUGAUUUAUCCCUUGACAUGGCUGUCAGUCUUAGAUAUGACGGAAAAACUGAUAUGAAGAACAGACAUUGAAUGUCAGUGACACAGCGGAAGGAUUGACUUCGUACGGUUGAGAAUCCGGGUCAUUGGGACACUAAAUGUGAAUCUUCACUGCCAUUGCUACAGAUGGACAACAGCAAAAAUACUGAUAGUUGUAACAAAUCACGCCAGAAAACAGCCUCUGGUCGGGUGAAUUGCGGCUCACCAUCCCGUGGCAGAUCCUCAACGGCUCGGUUCGGUGGAGUGACCGUCGUAUUGGCAGGUAUGUGCCAAUCUUUCAAAAGCAAAACACAGGGCAGCAUGACUAACUGACCGGUUGGACUGUAACAUCACAGGGGAUCCGAAGCAAUGCCUUCCCGUUAUUCCCAAGUCAUCGCCUGCACAAAUCGUCGACGCUUGCAUCAUGAAUGCUGGCUUCUGGGGGGAUGUCUCUAUAAGUAGUAGUCCUUGCCUGACUUUUAGACCCUAUACUAACAGCGACACGGUGCAAGGGCAGACAAACAUGCGUCUUCUGGCCGCUGCAGACCGCACGAUCGAAACGGAACGGGCAAAGGCACAGGGCUUUGCAGAUUGGCUCUUAGGAGUUGGAGAUGGGUUGGCGAACAAAACAGAAGACUAUCGCGCUCCUACAUGAGCUUCUCCUGCCGGCGACCACGAGGAACAGAUCCGGGUUGAUCAGACACAUCUAUCCCGGCCGCGCGCUCGAACUGGACAAUAUGUCGAUAGGCGAAAAAGUCGAAUACUUCCGACAUCGAGCAAUUCUGGCGCCCAAAGAUUCGCAGGUGGAUCAGAUCAACGACAUGGUGCUCGACCUGCUGCCGGGUGACGCUCAAACAUUCUACAGCCCGGAUUCGGUCGUCGAAAACGAAGACGAAUCACUGUUCUCGAUCGAGUAUCUUCAAAGUCUCAACAUCGCCGGAAUGCCGUUGCACACUGCAAGAUUCAAAGUGGAAACUUGGACCCCACCGCGGAGCUGUGCAACGGCACAAGACUGUUGUCAACUCGGUUACACACCCGCGGGCUCGAGGCCAUCAUUCUCACAGGAGAUCAUGCUGGACAGCCAGUUUCGUUGCCACGGAUCACGCUGAAGACAGGGCCAUCAGCUGA